AUCAAGGAUGCAUCAGGAGAUGACUUGUGUGUAAAUGCAUUUUACACAAAGUAGAGGCAAUGGCGACAGAGGAACUACCACAUAACUGGACAAACGAGGAAACCCAGUCGCUCAUUGAGUGGCGUGCUGCCAAUGACAAACUUUUCACUGGCAAGCGAAACUCAUCAAAAAAUGGAUGGGAAAUCUUCGUGGCCGCUUCUGGCCUGGACAUUACUGCCAAGCAGGCCAGAAAGAAGUGGAAUAACUUAAAGGACAAAUAUAAGGAGCUUAGGAACCCAGCCACGGGCAAGGGAGUAGAAGCUGGUAGUGUGACUACUGCCACCUGGCAGUGGUAUAACAUGAUGGAUGCUGCACUCCAGGGGCAGCAUGUCAUCAGUCCGCCCCGGGUCAUUGCAGCUAACCUGACUGCCGCUACAGGUUCAGCUCGAGCAAAAAUUUCAUCUGCCGAAAGCCAGUCACUUUCAAGUAUAGCUAAAAGCUACGCCCCUGUUACGGAAAUCUCUUCAGUCAAGAUGGAGGACAACCUGAUCGUGGCAGUGUGCUCUUUGCCCAAAUUGUAUAAUACCACAUCAACAGCCCACCAGGACAAAGAGAGGGCAUGGCGGAAGGUCGGCAAGACAGUUGGAGAGCCUGAAAGUGACUCUGGUGCACCUGACCUUAUUGAGCAGAAGGAGGAGGAGGAGGAGGAGGAGGAGGAGGAGGAGGAGGAUGAUGAUGAGGAAGACGAACUGUCGUUGGAGGAGAUUUUAAUGCUUUACAGUCAACCGAUUAACGAGGAACAGGCCUGGGCAGUAUGUUACCAGUGCUGUCGGUCUUUGGCGCAGGAACAGGGAAGAAUUAAUUCCAGAUCUGCCGAUGUAUCGGUCUUGGGUCAUGCUAGAAAAAUUGAGGGUCCAGGAGAUGUGAGAAUUCACAAAGACGGCACUGUCAGAUUGCAGUGUACAAGCAGUUCAGGUAAACACGACUCAGCCUGCUCAUCAUCACAGGUGAUAGAGUCUCUGGGCAUUAUGAUCUAUAAGGCUUUGGACUAUGGUCUGAAGGAGAACGAGGAGCGGGAGCUGAGCCCGCCGCUGGAGCAACUCAUCGACCUAAUGACCAACAUGUCAGAGAGUGACUCCUGUCCAGACGAGGGCUACGAGGCCACAGAGGAGGAGGAGGAGGAGGAGGAAGGAGUGGAAGGCCUCACUCAGACAUGUAGGAUUCGUAGCUUCCGGGACGUUCUCAAGCUAUGCGCCUCCCACCUACCCAGUCCGUCAGACGCGCCCACGCACUACCAGGCGGUGUGUCGAGCUCUAUUCGCCGAGACCAAGGAACUGCGCACGUUCUUGGAAAAGAUCAGGAGUGCCAAAGAGAAUCUUCGUAAGAUGGAGGGAGACACAGUUGAUGAACCUGGUAGAGACCUGAAUGAGCUACAGAAUGCUGAUUGGGCACGGUUCUGGGUUCAGGUAAUGAGAGACCUGCGUAAUGGCGUGAAGCUGAAGAAGGUGCAGGAACGCCAAUACAAUCCUCUACCCAUCGAGUUCCAGCUGACGCCAUACGAGAUGCUGAUGGAUGACAUCCGUUCGAAACGGUACAAACUGCGUAAGGUCAUGGUGAACGGAGACAUUCCUCCCAGGUUAAAAAAGAGCGCCCAUGAAGUUAUACUGGAGUUCAUCCGAUCCAGACCUCCUCUCAACCCUGUGGCAGCCCGUAAGCUCAAGCCCCAGACUCAGAGACCUCAGAGUCUGCACGAGCGCAUUCUGGAAGAGAUCAAAUCUGAGAGGAAACUCAGACCUGUGUCUCCUGAUGAGAUACGCAGGAGCAGGCUGGUAAUUCGACCACUUAGCAUGUCUCAGAGUUUUGACUCGUCAGAUAUGUCGACUCCAGAAGGUGCUAGAAAGGCAUCCAGCACGCUGUCUCUGGCCAACGGUGCACCACAUCAUCAGAACGGCUCCACAGGCUCACAGGGGCUUUUUCAGAGAAAAAGGCUCCAAGCACCUACGCUGGCCGAACUGGAGAGUUCUGACUCAGAUGAUGAAACUGUGGGUCAAAGGUCAGUGAGCAGUUCCAGCAUCUCUACUUCUGUAGUGGAGGACACUUCUCCGGAGUCUGUCCUGGGCAAGAAGACUCCGCCCAUGUUCCUGCCCAUCUCCACCACCCCUCAGCCGGAGCGACGCCAGCCUGCCCAGAGAAGACACUCCAUCGAGAAAGAGACACCCACCAACGUCCGCCAGUUCAUGCCACCAUGCAGGCAAAGCUCCAAAUCCCUAGAGGAGUUCUGUUACCCGGUGGAGUGCCUGGCGCUCACGGUAGAGGAGGUGAUGCACAUCCGGCAAGUUCUGGUCAAAGCGGAGCUGGAGAAGUUUCAGCAGUACAAGGAUGUGUACAAUGCCCUGAAGAAGGGCAAGCUCUGCUUCUGCUGCCGCACCAAGAGGUUUUCAUUUUUCACAUGGUCCUACACCUGUCAGUUCUGCAAAAGGCCAGUCUGUUCACAGUGCUGCAAAAAGAUGAGGCUGCCCUCUAAGCCCUAUGCCAGCCUACCCAUUUACUCCCUGGGACCCUCAACCUCCACCCUGUCCAGAGAGGAGUCAGCUAACAAGCCAGAGAAACCCGGCCCCAGCCAACAGCGACCCAGCCUCCAGCGAACCAUGUCCAGGCUUUCUAAGCACAGUUCAAAGCCCUCAUCUUCAUCAUUGCGGGAGGAGUUGGAGCUCCCAAAGGAACUGACCGAGGACUGGAACACCAUGGAAGUGUGUGUAGACUGCAAGAAGUUCAUCUCCGAUAUCAUCUCCUCUAGCAAGCACAGCCUUUCUCUGGCCAACAAACGCGCUCGCUUAAAGCGCAAGACACAGUCCUUUUCAAUGUCUACGCCUAAGGGUGCUGAGUUCCGCCCCUCAGAGAGGACUAUCAAUGAGGUGUAG
Messenger RNA from Chanos chanos (milkfish), 2900 nucleotides. RefSeq names its product spire-type actin nucleation factor 1b (gene spire1b). The record is from RefSeq and is a predicted model, not a curated record. The coding region runs from base 60 to 2900 and encodes 946 amino acids. Gene Ontology annotation, biological process: polar body extrusion after meiotic divisions; actin nucleation; establishment of meiotic spindle localization. The transcript is spliced from 22 exons. Gene Ontology annotation, cellular component: cell cortex; cytoplasmic vesicle membrane. Lineage: Eukaryota; Metazoa; Chordata; Actinopteri; Gonorynchiformes; Chanidae. Gene Ontology annotation, molecular function: microtubule binding; actin binding.